AUGGAUGACAAUGUUUAGUAAAAUGAAAAAGUUAAAGAUAUAAUCAUGGAUUUAGUUAACGAAGAAGAAGAUACAGAAUUAGAUGUGCCUACUAUUAUAAAUCUAGCAGAAAGAAUAGAUAAAAGCUUCAAUGAGAGAAAAGAAGCGUUAUAUGUUUUGGAGGAUUUAUUUAAAAAUGCUCCAAGUGGCAUGAUAUUAAAAGGAGUUUAAAUUUUAGAGACACUUGUUAAAAAUUGUAAUUAGAAAUUUCAUCUUGAUGUCGAUUCAAAAGAUUUCUAAGAUGCUAUAUUAAAACUCUUAAAUAGAAAAAGGGGAAAAAAGAGCUUCUUUAAAUAAAUAAAAUAAAACAAUAAAAAUUGGGAAGUUAUAGAAAACAAGGUAUUGUAUUUAAUAUAGUUAUGGUAUGAUACUUUUAUGAUGCAUGAGGGAGAUUAUCCUAAUAUAAUGAAUAAUUACAAACUCCUAAGAAAAGAGGGAAUCAAAUUUCCAGAAAGAGAUCCAAACGAAAUGCAUAUGAUUAAUUUUAAAGGAAUAAAAUCUCCCAUUUUUGGAUUACUUGAAGAAUAAUAAAUGUAAAAAUCAGGAAUAGUUCCUAAAAAGAAAAGAGAAGAGUUAAUUACAAAGCCAGCUCAAAGUGAUUAUGCAUAAAAAUUUGAAAUAAAUCAGCAAAAUCUAGAUAAAUUGGUAGAUAAUUUAUAAAUUAUUAGUGCAAUCAUUGAAAGUGCUUAGUAGCCUGAAGAUUUUUAAACUGAUUUUGCUCAAGAUAUUAUGAUGUUCUUGAAAUCUUUUAAAACUAAAAUUAUGCUUUUAAAUUCGUAAAACAAGCUAGAUGAUUUAAAAGAACAGAAGAAGUAAAUAUUAGAGUUUUACAAAUAAACUAGAUUGGUUAUAAAAAACUUUGAAUAAAAAUCAUAAGAAAUUGAAUAAUUGAAUAGAGCUAUAUAAGAAAGUGCCAUAGAAGAAUAUUCUAAAAUAGCAGAGAAAACAAACUAUGUAAAGAAGCUCAAAAGCUUAAAUAUCGCACCUCCAACAAAAUUAGGAGAUGCUAAAUUAAAUAGCUGUGAUAAUAAUAACCUAAAAUAAAAUAAUUAAGUAAAAUAAGAAUCGACUCAAUAGCAAAAGUAAAUAAUUUAAAAUGAUACUGCUUAAUAAUAACAAUUAGCAAAUAGCUAAAAUAUUACUAAAUAAUAAAGCAAUAACAUAGAUUUACUUGAUUUCGAUUUUGAUUAGCCAUAAAGCAACACUGCUCCUACUUAGUUGCACUAAAACCAAACAAAUAGUAAUACAGGAUAAAACCCUAGUUAACCAGUUUAAUCCUAAAUCUAACAAGGAUUCUAAAGCUAGCUAUAAUAGUUUAAUUAAUAAUAAUAAUAAUUUACAACUUAUAAUCCAUAAUAAGCAUUUUAAAUUUAACAAUAAGCCUUUCAGAAUUAAUAAUAAAUAUAUUAAAAUUAACAGUAAGCAUUUUAGAAUUAAUAAUAAACAUUUUAGAAUUCUCAAUAAACUUUGACCCCUCCUCAAUUUUCUUCUCCUCAGUAAGCAAUAUCUAAUUAAUAAAAGCCUCAAACAUAAGUUCAGUCACAAUUAUAGAAUACUGGAGUAGAUUUAUUUUCUGAUUAAAAUACUUAAGAUAACAAUAAAUAAAGCAAAAACAAUAAUUAGAAUCUAGAAGAAGAUGAUUUUUGGGGUGAAAUAGCUACGAGAAAAUGA
Molecule: messenger RNA, 1710 nt
Organism: Tetrahymena thermophila SB210
Lineage: Eukaryota; Ciliophora; Oligohymenophorea; Hymenostomatida; Tetrahymenidae
Product: VHS domain protein
Exons: 12
Molecular function (GO): phosphatidylinositol binding; ubiquitin binding
Source: RefSeq, a predicted model, not a curated record